UCUUAUGGCUCGGGAUGGCUCUCGGCGGGCGGGCAGCUGCGGCAGCUGCUGCUGUGGCUCGGGCGGUGGCGGCGCGGCGGCGGCAGAGGGGGCUCCGGGAUCGGACCAUCCGCUCUCCCUGCACUCUCCGCACCGCGGCUUAAAUGAUGUAUUUUGUGAUCGCAGCGAUGAAAGCUCAAAUUGAAAUUAUUCCAUGCAAGAUCUGUGGAGACAAAUCAUCAGGAAUCCAUUAUGGUGUCAUUACAUGUGAAGGCUGCAAGGGCUUUUUCAGGAGAAGUCAGCAAAGCAAUGCCACCUACUCCUGUCCUCGUCAGAAGAACUGUUUGAUUGAUCGAACCAGUAGAAACCGCUGCCAACACUGUCGAUUACAGAAAUGCCUUGCCGUAGGGAUGUCUCGAGAUGCUGUAAAAUUUGGCCGAAUGUCGAAAAAGCAAAGAGACAGCUUGUAUGCGGAAGUGCAGAAACACCGGAUGCAGCAGCAGCAGCGAGACCACCAGCAGCAGCCUGGAGAGGCCGAGCCACUGACUCCCACCUACAACAUCUCGGCCAACGGGCUGACGGAACUGCACGACGACCUCAGCAACUACAUCGACGGGCACACCCCCGAGGGGAGCAAGGCAGACUCUGCCGUCAGCAGCUUCUACCUGGACAUACAGCCUUCCCCGGACCAGUCAGGUCUCGAUAUCAAUGGAAUCAAACCAGAACCAAUAUGUGACUACACACCAGCAUCAGGCUUCUUUCCCUACUGUUCUUUCACCAAUGGAGAGACGUCCCCAACUGUGUCCAUGGCAGAACUAGAACACCUCGCACAGAAUAUAUCUAAAUCACACCUGGAAACUUGCCAAUACUUGAGAGAAGAGCUCCAGCAGAUAACGUGGCAGACUUUUCUGCAGGAGGAGAUUGAGAACUAUCAAAACAAGCAGCGGGAGGUGAUGUGGCAAUUGUGUGCCAUCAAAAUCACAGAAGCUAUACAGUAUGUGGUGGAGUUUGCCAAACGCAUUGAUGGAUUUAUGGAACUGUGUCAAAAUGAUCAAAUUGUGCUUCUCAAAGCAGGUUCCCUAGAGGUGGUGUUUAUCAGGAUGUGCCGUGCCUUCGACUCUCAGAAUAACACCGUGUACUUUGAUGGGAAAUACGCUAGCCCCGAUGUCUUCAAAUCCUUAGGUUGCGAAGACUUUAUUAGCUUUGUAUUUGAAUUUGGAAAGAGUUUAUGUUCUAUGCACCUGACUGAAGAUGAAAUUGCAUUAUUUUCUGCAUUUGUACUGAUGUCAGCAGAUCGCUCAUGGCUGCAGGAAAAGGUAAAAAUUGAAAAGCUGCAACAGAAGAUUCAGCUAGCUCUUCAGCACGUCCUACAGAAGAAUCACCGAGAAGAUGGAAUACUAACAAAGUUAAUAUGCAAGGUGUCUACAUUAAGAGCCUUAUGCGGACGACAUACAGAAAAGCUAAUGGCAUUUAAAGCAAUAUAUCCAGACAUUGUGCGACUUCAUUUUCCUCCAUUAUACAAGGAGCUGUUCACUUCAGAAUUUGAGCCAGCAAUGCAAAUUGAUGGGUAAACGUAUCACCUAAGCACUUCUAGAAUGUCUGAAGUACAAACCUGAAAAGCAAACAAAAAAUAUUAACCAAGACACUUUAUAUGGCCCUGCACAGACCUGGAGCGCCAACACACUGCACACCUUUUGGUGAUCGGGGUCAGGCAAAGGAGGGGAAACAAUGAAAACAAAUAAAAGUUGAACUUGUUUUUCUCAUGCAUAUGAUUUCCAUUAUGCCUACAGAUAUGGACCCUUUUCUGUCUCGACUUCUUGAUCGUUGACCUCUGUUUACAACAGAAGGAGGGUACUAAAGUUGGAGGAUUUCCUUUUCUUGUAGCUCACUGCCCACAGACUUUCUACAGAGUCACCAGUCUGUUAGUACUAAGAGAGUCCAGCAAUAAUCGGUGACUGGUGUGCAUAGCGGAGGUUGCAGCAUUACUUUGCACAACUUUGCUCUUUGUUUCAUGAAGGAAGUUUUUAUUUUUUUCACCGAUUAUUGCCAGUCAGCAGGACGGCACGAAAAGGGUCCAUAGCACUAGCAACAAUAGCAUUAUAAUAUAUUACAGGGUAAAUGGGCAUGAAGACUAUAUAUAGCUAAAAGAGAUAUUGUUUAUAUAUUGUUUUAAUUAAUAUAAAAUGUAGUUACUGGUGUAGCUUUUCCUGUUGAAUUGAUAAGGCACUUUCAUUUUGCACCUUUUUCUUUAAAUUAAAUGCUAGCGUGUUCACUGUCGUGUCGCAUGUGCACCAGAAACACAAGUUUAACUGAAAAGGCUUGGAAGGUACGUCGGGAGGUAUUUAUGCUGCUGUUUACAAAAUUACUUUUAAGAGACUGGCUGGUCAUAUCUAGAAAUCACAAUGUUGGAUUAUUUUUUUUUACAUGUGAAUUUGGAAUUAGAAAUGAAACUCUCCCUAAAUUACACUUUGCAUUUGGGUAAGUUUAAGGAUAGAUGUGUUUAUGCUUCAUACAAAGUUGAAUGAUGGAUUGGUGCUGUGGACUUAUACUAUCAUGCACAUUAUUUUUAAAAAGCUUUUUGAAAUGCCACCUCAAGGAGGCAGGGGAGGGGAGGCUCGUUUUAUACAAUUCAGUAGUUAUCUAGGCUCAGUCUCAAGUUGGAAUUCACAUGCUUUGAGAACAAAUCAGAAAGCAGAAUAUUGUAUUAGAAUCUAGCUUUUAUAAUAAGAAGGAUCCAAAGAUUCUAUGUGGAGCAAACGUACACUCCCCAUGUGAGGACAUGAGGCAUUCACGUUGUGAAUGUUUAUGUUCUUGGUAUAAUCUAGGAACCCGAAGAGUUUAUCUCAGAGUGAACUAUUUCUAGAUUAGCUGCCUCUAGAUGCUAUCGUUCUAGAAUGUUGCUCUCCAUAUUUCAUAGACAAUGAAUGCAAUGAAUGGGAGGGUCGGGGAGGAAUACCAUGUCGAACCAGUUUCUGUUAUUUAAAUAUUAAGUAUUUUAAGCCUUUUAAGUGAUUAGUCAGUGCUUGCUGCAAACAUUUACUUUUGUAUUUAUUGUCACUAGAAAACUGUGGACUGUAAUUUAUUUUAUUAAAUAUUUAGAAGAUUAUUUGGCUUUGGUGUUCAGGUGAGAAAUAGUGAGGGUUUAUUUUAAAUUUUGUGGGUUUUUAAACGUAAUUCCCAAUGGAGGAAGGGAGAAAGAGCUGUCUGAUGUAUAAGUGUGCAUAUUUUAAAAACAAGUGACCUUUGGGAAUGGAGGCAUUUAGAGGGUGAUUUCAGUCCCCCUCAGGGCAGGAGUCAAACUUCUGGUCUGACAUCAAUGACCACAUUUGUUCAGAAAAGGGAACAUCCUCCCACAGCAAAAAGGUGGGAGUGUCCAAGCGGCCCUUUAUAGUGGAGACAGUGUCUCCUUCACCACCAGGGUCCCUCCUGAGUCUUCUGUGGGGACUGUGGCUCCUGAUGUGCCGGGUCACAGCUCAGGCUUCACAGACCCCUUCACUGUUUUAAACUCCGCUGACUUGGAAAGGGAGAAGCAAUCAUUCACACAGAAGUGUGUAUGAAGCCUAAAUAACAUCUAAAAUUUUUUUCAAAAAUAUAGUAAGGGUUUAACCAUAAAUAGAAGACAAGAGUAUUAUUUACUUAAAUUUCUUACAAGCAUAUAAAACUUUAUAAGUGUUUAUAUAGAGAGGUUAACUAUAAGCAUAUAGUAUUUAUAUUUGGGCAGGAAGGGUUAAAUCAAAUUUUUAAUUUAAAUAAGCAUAGUUCCUUUAAAAAUCAAUAGUAUUUAUACUCUGAAAAAAGUACCAAGUGUAGUUAUUUAUUUGUCCAUGUUUUUCCUAUUGUUUCUCCUUUGGGGGGAAUGGUGUAUUUUUACUUUGGUUUGGUUUUGUUUUCUGUUUUUUAUCGUUCUGAUUCACUAAAUUUUAAUAAAGUAUAUUAACUUCUUUUUAACCAAAGCUUUCUGAAUAUGACCAGCCUCAGGUGCUAGUGCAUUAAAGAGCAACUAAACCUAAUUCCAGUGUCCAUUUAUGAAAUGAUACGAGUUAAUUGAACUUCUCUAAGGGUGAGAGAGCACUUAAUGUUGAGCUUAAAAGAAAUUCCUUUUCCCAGAAGGGAUUUUGCAUGUACCUAAUGCAAAAAAGAGAGAGAGAGAAAGAGAGAGAGAUGAUAUAAUCACAGUAAUAGCCACUCCAUGGUGACACUGCUUUCCAAGUAAACCAGGAUACAUUGGCAUGAUGCUGCUACUAGGUCUUCCUGAAAGAAAAGCAGCGUGGGGACUUUAAGAGCAAAGCACCUGGAGGGUGUAGGAACAGAGUAGUAGAGGCAUGCUCCAUGAGAUGAGAGAACAACUCACUGUUAUUUGGAUCAAAGUUGGGAUAUGAAGUUAAACAGUAAAUUCAGCUGGAAAAAAAAAUGAGGUAUAGAAAAUGGUGUGAAAAACUUUGCAUCUUUAUUUUCUUCCUUAUAGAAAACAUCUGUGGGAUGAUACAAAAUAUUUGAUGAUAUGGAACAAUUAUUCUGAAUAGUUCUUAUAAAGUUCCCUAAACUUGAAUGCCCGAUAGUCUUUUAAAUACUGGAAUCGCAUUGUCAUCCUGGCUGCUGUAAGGCCUUAGGUACAAUGUUUGACAGCGAGGAAACGAGGCUUUUGCACAAAGCCUGAACUUCGGUUCUAGUGGUGUCCAAAUGGUUGUAGUUUGUCGUGAAGGAACUGGCCUUAGUCACAAUGCAAUCAAAAGUGCAGAUGAAAGUGCUUUUUUGGACAGUUGCAAAUUGUGUUAAAGCUGUGGAUUUUUUUAAAGCAUUCUGCAUCCUAGUUUACGUUAAAGCUAUGGAUUUUUUUUGAAAGUCUUCAGCAUCCUAAUUCACCCUUCCUAACUUAAAGAAAACAUGACUUAAGACACUGCUUCUAAGUUUGGUUGUUCUUUAUAGUGUGGAUACCCAGAUGUCUGUGAGCGUAUAGGGGUGGGCUGAGGGUCAAGUGAGGAGGGAAUGUGUGUGUGUGUGUGUGUGUGGGUUUUGUGUAUGAUGUAUGUGUGUCGGACCGCUUCUAGGCUACUAAGUGUCAAUGUAAAAGAAAAUGUAUUCAAAAUACUUAAAUCAAAACUAGAAGAUGGGGAAAAAAGAUUUAUUCUAUACAAAGCCUUGUCUGGACCACUUUAGAGAGACUUCUAUUUUUUUAACCCUUCUAUAAAUAUUUGAUGGCACUUGAAAUAUUCCUGCAAUAACAUGUGAUUUGUGUAAAGAAAAAAAAAGAUUUUGUAAUGUGAAACAAAGAAAGAAAGUAAUGUAAUUUUCUAAAAAAAAAUACAAACAAACAAACUUUGUAUUAUUUUCUUGAUGGAAUUUGUCUAUCUGUCUUUGGAAAACUUUUUAUUUCAUUGAAUGUGCCAUAGUAGAAAUAUGUGUUUUUAGUUUUAGACUAAGGAAUAGCUGUUUGUGUUCCGACAUUCCAGAAUGCAAAACAACCUAGUAGAAUCUUUAAUGAAAAGGUUUAAGUAGGAUGUAAGCUUCUCUCAUUGUUGCUUUUUUGCACAUGUUCUUCAUUCCUCUCUAGUGCAAUAUGUACAUAGAGCACUUGCGGGUGUACCUGGAUCCCUCAGGGAAAAAAUACAUAUUUGUACAGUUGUUGUUGAUGUUGUUUUUUCCUUUUGUUUUUGGCUAAGGAAUGUCGACUGAAUCACUUGUUAUUGUUGAGGGGCAGCCAGAUAAUAAUCCUAAAGCCACUGUUUCUCAAACAUUGAUUGUUUAAAUCAUGUGUCCUUCCAGUGCUAUUAUUUUAAAGAUACUAAUAAUAAAAAGUUAUUUUCUGACA
Phyllostomus hastatus (greater spear-nosed bat) is the source of this 5788-nucleotide messenger RNA. RefSeq names its product RAR related orphan receptor A (gene RORA). Gene Ontology annotation, biological process: negative regulation of inflammatory response; regulation of transcription by RNA polymerase II. The transcript is spliced from 10 exons. NCBI's taxonomy places the organism in Eukaryota, Metazoa, Chordata, Mammalia, Chiroptera, Phyllostomidae. Gene Ontology annotation, molecular function: RNA polymerase II cis-regulatory region sequence-specific DNA binding; nuclear receptor activity; zinc ion binding. The coding region runs from base 144 to 1550 and encodes 468 amino acids. Gene Ontology annotation, cellular component: nucleus. The record is from RefSeq and is a predicted model, not a curated record.